GAUAGUUUGAGGUUAGUACUUCUUCGAUUCUUGUCGUGGCCGCCUCUUCCUAUUCCUACUUAACAGUGUCGUCCGAAGCAUUCGUACUAGUGAAUACUUAUUUUGUUGCCCUGCUCUGUAGACGUGCUUGUUCAUCAUUAUCGUACAUUUUUUGCAUUAUACCCAACAAGUAACCCUAUUGCGAGUACACGAAGAUGACGGGUCGUGCUCUCGCUCGUUUGGCCGCCUCUGGCGAAACUAAGAAGUACCAACCUGCAGUCGACGACGAUGCCAUUCUUGACGCUGGUCAAGAUUUCGACUCUGAUUCGGACGACGAGAGCCCUUCGUCUGCGGACGUCGUGCUUCCACAUCUCACGCUGGGGGAUAUUCUGUGCAAGAAGAUCUUUUCUUGGGGACGCCUUUUCUGCGUAAGGCUGCUAGUAAUUCAGUUCAUCCCGUGCAGUGAAUGUCUAAUUUGACCUUUCAUACUUAUAUUCAUCUUGGAAAGCAUCCUUGACGUCUGUCCCCCUUAAAAAAGGGGCCAAAGAUGCCUCCCAAAAUGAAUUACUGUAAGCCUUAAUCUAAACAAUAUGAACAAGUAAUUGCCUGAGAUAUCCUUGAUCUUGAAGGAUCCGCUGAAAGAGGGUACGGGACCAUGACAGGUAGGCAUCGCUCUAAUGUGCGUACUGGGGAUCGCGGCAGGUCUCUGUCUGGUAGCACCACGACCCGUCGAGCCCUCCAAUCACAAUUACAUUGCGUAUAACGACAACGUGCCGCAAGCGGGAGACGCAUACGCUAAAAAAGUAAAUAAUGAUAUGGGCAUAAUAAUAACUAUACUAAGUAUAAUGAUUUGGAUUUGGUCUAUACAAACCUUUGAAUUCCCUUUCAUGCUCUAUUCUGUGUUCUUGCAACUUAGAUAUUUCUUUUGUAGCAAUACAUACGGAAGGCUAGUACAGACGAAUCUACAUGCACCGAAUUUUUUACUUGAAAACUCACGGCAGAUGAUUGCAGCCUCAGUUAAGGAGGCGUCAGCGUCAUCUCUCAACAUCAUCUCCAUCAAUCGACAAGGUGUGUGCUCGUUUGACUGGUCUGUCGGACAGCGAGCUCGAAGGGCUACGACAGAGAUACGCUGCAUUCCAUAAAAAUGUCGACCCAAAUACCGUUCGUGGCAAAACACUCGAGGAAUUGAAAGCUGAGUGUGUGGCCGUCAUUAACGCUCAUCACUCACUAACCGCAACCGAACAAAAGGAGAAUGCUGACGCAAUGGUCGCGCAAGUGGUACUUCUACUUAAGACGUACUUACUCGAAAAGGCACUCUUACUCUUUUGUUGCUGGUGCGCUUUUGGGACAUGUAUUUUACCAUCCUACUCAAUAAACAGAUGAAAAUCUUCGAACUACCUAUGUAUACUAUAUAUCCACAUGAUAUUAGCGCGCUAUCUACGGGCCGACUGACAAUUCGUUCGUGUGGGUCUUUGGUCUGAUCGCGCUAUUGAUCGUUCUAUCCGUUGAAGGCAAGCCCUCCGAAGCUCUUUUGAUUUUUUUAAGUCUAGCGUUUCGUGAGCUUGGGAUAAUCAAAACCAACGACGUUUUUUCUGGUCUCGGGAAGCAGGCGCCGAUACUGUUCGGGAGUCUCUUCGUCAUCUCCGCUGCGUUCAACGAGACCCGUGUGCUAGAACGGUAUUCACAGGCCUCGUAUGUUUAUGAAACGAAGAUCUGGUGCAGGUACACGUGCAGAUCCACCUAGUAUAACCGCAAAAGUAGUCAAUCACGAUCUUCAACGUCCAACAUCAAUUUGGUGUUUGUUGUAGUCUCUGAUUGACGAAGAACCGAAAAAACUUUUCAAAUGCUUAAUCAUAAUCAAUACCAGGUUGCUGUCUCCUAUUGUCGGUGCACCGACGACCUACUGGGGUUUGAUUUUUCGCUUGAUGCUUCCAGUGAUGGUUCUAUCGGGUGUAUGCGCCAAUGGCCCGGUGUGCUCAAUGGCUAUGCCGCUCUGUGUUGUCGCCUGCGAGCAAGUAGGGUUUAAUCCCAAAAACUUCUUUCUUCCACUCGCCUAUGCGACCUCCCUGGGAGGCCUUUUGACGCUGAUCGGAUCGCCCCCAAAUUUGACUGUGAUGUCUUUCCUGAACUCCGACGAAGGCGGAAUCAAUUCCGAAAAGUGUUGCAAGACAAUGUUAUGACAAUGACUAUCUUGAUACAACAACAACUUCUUAAUAUGUAUCUCUUUGCUUUUCUCGGCCUUGCUUAUCUUUGGACUAGUUCCCAAACGAGAGCUUCGUGUGAGUGCAGCGUCCGUGGUUCUCUCCUCCCUUCCUCAACAUGCCCCUCAAGUACGAAGAUCAAUUACAUUCAUCAAGGACUACUCUGAAGCACGACUUUCAAUGCAUGCAUUUCUUGUGCAGCUGCAGUUGCAGAAGUCGAGGCUUUUAAAGUCUGAUCCUCUCACUUUCCCCUUUCCUCAUGCCCAUCAUGCCUCGUCAGUUUUUCCAUUCUAAUUUGAAUGAAGAUCAAGGGCAUCCCCUUGAGCAGAUAUACCGAACGGGAAUUCGGUAAGGAUAGUGAUUUUGGGAAGGCCUACUGUACCUUUUCGAUCUUCGACCCUGGUUUCCUCAUCACUGGUGCUGCCAACUGCAUCGUUGGUGCGCUUUUCCUCUGGAUAUCAAUGUACAUGCUGAGUGGAAAGUUUCCGAGCAAACAACAAAUUGCGGAACAGGCAGCCAAGGAGGCUGCGGUAAAGGACGACUCUGAAGUUACGCGAAAGUUUAGUUGUACUUACUUCUCAUCAAAUAUCCACCAUCGUUGGUUUGUUCUUCACAUUCUACUUCUACUACUACUAGUAUGGAAAGAAAUAUUUCUUGUUCCAUUUCGUUUUCGUUAUAUCAGCUUCAGCACUUGCACUUCCAGACAAGAAAGCGUCGUAAUUUUAAAUUUAGUGCUGUAAGCUAAUGCCUCAUACGUACCAAUUGAAAUUAUUGUUCUUACGACAAGAAGUACAACUUCAAUCAUUUUCUUUUUCAUUUUUGGGAACACGGAAAAGGACCCGCUCGUGGUCCAGGCGGCGAUCGAUGCCGUAGACGGAGCGGCGAGUAAGAAGCCGACGAUGACGCCUGGCUAUCUCUGUGAUUUCGUGGUGCGCGACUUCUGCCACGUUUUGUUGGGAAAACAGUUCGCGUCGACUCCUUUGGGUACAACUGCAGGUGUCACCCUGAUAGCCACGUGGAAGUCACGCAAAGAGUAUCGCGCAGCAAAGUCGGCCGAGGCUGGUAGUUUGGACGGGGCAGCGCUGACACUGAAAAGCAGCGAAACUGCUGGAGCGAUGGGCGCAGGAACAGACACUGUUGUAGGGAUUCCCUGCAGCCCCGACGUCGCAGAGGGAGAGGAAGACACUUUUCAGGCAGGUAAGACCCAAAAUUGCAAAAGUCAAGAUGGAGCCAUCGUUAACAUGCUACUUUGAUUUAGUUUUCGCUCGUUGAUAUUCAUAAUUUCAUAUAUCAUUGAAGCGUUGAACCCGAAAUCGAGGAGGUCAAUCACAAACACCUGAUCGUAAUAAUUCAAGCUUGAUAGCCUUGAUCUUGAUGAUUUUGAUUUCCCAUUCCUUUCAGGAUCAAUCGUUCGCGUCUCGUUUAAGUCAGCAGAUAACAUUGCGAAAGUGCGGCGGUCGUGUGAAGGUCUCGAGCCUGCGUCCAAAUUCGCCACAGCAAUGGGCCGCAAGCGUUAUAAGCGCUUGCUUUUCGAGCUUUGCUACGACGCAGAGGCAGUCAAGGAAGACUACAGAGGCAGCGUGAAAUUUGUCACGGACGAAGCCUUGUUUUCCGAUCUCCAAUGUGUAAAAGUUGGCUACAAUGAAGCGAAGAACGUUGUCCUGGUAGAGGGCUUUAUGGGAAAAAUGGAAAAAGCCGCUGCAACGCAAAAAUCCAUUAUUAUGGUGAAGCAGCUUGCAGGGACGAAGCCACCGAGAUCGGUAUUUCUUCAACCUAAAGGACAAAAAAUAAAUGUGGAAGUCGAAGUGCAUGUUUGACCUUAUCAAAAACUGGCUGAUGCACCUAAGUACUUAGCCGACAUGAUCCACCCGAAGAAACUCGAGGCAGUGAUUUCCUGCUUCAACUUUUGUAAAUCCACUAUCUGUGUAUUUUAGCCUUAAUGUUACUGUUAGCAACACGCAUACCAGGUCACUCGACUCGAUCAAUUUCGCGGCUAUUUCGUUUUUAUUCUCUUUAUCUUGGCCGUUGUCGGGGCAGCAAUUUCGGAUGUGACAUUAAGGGUUUCUAUAUUGCAUUCCUAACGAACGCACCUGCCUUUUUUCUAGUGGAAGACAGGUCAGGGAUGUUCUGAGGAAUGCAAUAGCGACGCCGCUAAUCACAGUCGGAGAGGAAAACGCAAAAUGGAAGCCGUUUGAGCGAUUUAAAGACAUCCACACUUACUUCAGCAUCAUCGCCAUCGUGAUUGUUGUCACGCACAUUCUAACAUGGAAAAAUGCAGUCGGAACAAUGAGCCCCGCAGUCUUGUUCUUAUGAAACUCUCACACCUUCUCCUCCUCCUCCUCCUCCUGAAGAAUGAUACUUGAGAUCAAGCUGAAAGCGCUUCAUGAUCUCCUUGGCACUAAAAACAAAAAGUAAACUAUGGAUACGCACUACGGCUACGGGCGUCGCGCUGCGCGCGCCGCUGGGUGCUAUUUCUGCAGGGAGAGAGGGACGGAAGGGAAGGUGACCGGACAAGAAGGAAAGGGCAAGGAAGGGGAGGAGAGAGAAGGAGGGGAGGGGAAAGGGGAGGGAGGGGAGGAGAAGAAGGGAGGAGGGGGUGGUGCCGGCGGGAGAGGAGAGGGAAUUACCGCUCGAAAAAUGUCAGAGCGAAAGGAGAGGACAGACAGGGCAGAGAGUUGAAGCGAAGAGUCGCGCUCAAAGUCACUCGCGCACGCGCCUCUGGUUCGGUGAGGGAGCGGCGCGCGACCUCUAGGCGCCCUUCAGGCGAGAGACCCGGAGUGCCCUCAAUGCGAGACACCAAGCGGCGGCGUGUCACUUCCUUGACGCGGCGGCCCAGCUCCUCCCUGCGCCUUUUGCGCGCGGGCCCCCUCGCCUGCAGAAACGCUGCCCGCGCCACAGCGGAACCCUCUGCGGAACGAGCUGCAGAACCGCCUACAGAACGCGCCUCGGAACAGCCAGGAGCACCCUGGAGCAGCGCAGGAGGCCCGCCACACCGAGACACGCAAGAAGCAGCCGCGGAACAGCUCCGGAAGAACACCUCCAGAGCGUCUUGCGCUGAGCCUUGCCUGCGCACGCGCGAGCCCUUCAGGAACUCCAUGUGGAAAAGCUGCCGGACAGCAGCGGAACAGCUAGGAGGCGCACAGGGGGCUGCAGGAGGCACCCCCUUGACGCGGCCCCGCCGCCUCAACCAGAAAGUGCGCCGGAACUAAUUACUUAAUUAUAUAUACAUGAGCAGGGACGACUAUGACAACCACCAGCGCAUAGACUCAAGGACGGGAGACAAAUUUAGCAUAUAUUGAUAGAUGAGCGUUGGUUCCUGAUGAAUGAUUUCGGAAGUUGGCCUUGGUGAGCUAGCACCCAUAAGCAAGGCCAACUUCUACGCCGUUCUGAUCUCAUUGCGAGCACCUACCUCUCUCCUCUUCUCCGGUAGGACCUUAUGUGGCUGAAGUCAGGAACUCUUACUACGAGCGCUCUAAUUAUAAUAAAUUAACUAAACCUGGCAUAAGUCACUUAGUUAUGAAGCUACUCUUAGAAAUUAGUUGACACUUUUACCUUCUUAGACUAUACGCCAACGUCAUACCGUUACACCUCCAAUCAAAAUAUAGGACAACUCCACACACACACACUAUGAAAUGUCGUCCAGACGCAUGCUGCAGCCUUGUCUUGUAUUCGGCCCUGUUUCGUCUCAUGUGGAACUUUUUUGACUAUCUAAGGUUUACCCGCUUAUAGUGAAUAGAGUAGUCCGCUUUUCGAGUUGCGGGUUGCUCGAGUUCUCUCGAGUUGCCACGAGUUGCCGAAACGCACAGGCCCAAUCCGGAACUAGUUACUAACGAGUUCCUCUGGGCAGCUUGCCACUUUGAAAACGCGGCACACCGCGGCGGUAUGGCGGGCCAAGAUGCCGCGGAGUUCAGAAGAAAGGCGCGGCUUGUUGUCUCUUGGGCUUGGCAGGUCUGCCGUCUGUAUUGAAGAGACACGCUCCGGCUGAGCUCUUCGAUGCUUGAGCUUCGCGAAAGUAACAAGGCGGAGCUCGGGGCCUUUUUUGUUUGAGGGGCGCGGGCCCGUGCCUUGCGAAGUGCAGCGCCCUCUUCGUUGUGUCGGUGUCUCUGGAUAGUCGUGCGCUGAUGUCGGUCGCGAUCUGGCUCCGUUGGUUUACUUUUUUGCUGAUGAGUGGCCAGCUUGUUCGACUCCUUGGGGCCCGAGAUUCGGGAGUAUAUGAGGGCGCCCGGCUUGUUUUUUGAACGAGGCCCCCUGCAGCAGCCAGCCUCACGCCCUGGCGCCCAUUUGUUUGCGCUGUAGUGGACUCACUGGGCAGCGCGCCGCCUAGUGAGUAGCUAGCAUCACAGGCAAGGCCCUCUUGAGUGGAUGCAUCUGAAUGGAGUGGCUCUACUUGUGUGCUUGUUUUAUAGGGCAGCAGCAGCUUUACUAGGUACGCGCGCCAACUUAGUAACACAAAACUACGAGAGCAGGGGCCCCGGGUGGCGCUGCUCCUGUCUGCCCCGCGCAUGCAGCGCCUCGCAGAGUGAGAAGGGACGCGAAUGGAGGCGCUCGCUUUUGGAGGUGGUUCGCGCUCCUGGGUAACGUAUUUGACGCAUCGAAGACAGUGCGCCCGAAGGGCGCAGCGCCACCUUUUUUGUAUGGAACUCGUUCAACUCGAGCAACUCGGCCCGAUAUCGGGCGAAGAAAGUCUAAUGCUAAUAUCUAUAUAUAUAUACAUAUCCUGAUAAGUGUAAACUUGUAUAAAUUGUGCUGGCCUCCUUGAUCGAUGUUAGGUGAAUUAUACUUCUGGCACACACAGAAGAUGACGGACCUACUAGCACUACACCUGGGUUCCCGAUCACCAGCAUCUACACAACAAAUGAACCUUUAUAUCCGAAGCCUCCAACAUCGAAAGAGCAACAUGUUGGUGAACGAUGUUGAUGAGGAGUAGGAGUACUUACCUGCUAGAACCAAGAACGACCAUGCAGAUGCAGCUAGUACUUACUUAUUUUCUAAUCCUCACUUUCGCCUUCGCAGAAGGCACAGCGGUGGCCUUGCAAAAGAGUGGCGCAGUGAAGCUCAUAGCAGACGGUGUGGAGAGCGUCGGGGAAAGUUGGCUUGUCGUCAUGAUUCUCUUCUUCGUCGCGUUGUCGGUCAUCACACAAUUCAUCAACAAUAACACAACGGCGACGCUCUUCCAAGCGGCGGCCUUUCGUGUGGCCAUGGUAUCACUUCUUGAGCGAAACAUCUUGCAGCACCUUUGUUAAUAUCCCUUUAUCUUCUUGUCCUCGUUGUCGCAUAGAUAUAAACUCAAUGUGGGCAUGGGCACAUAGUACAUGUACAGCAUCGAGGAUAAAAGUACUAGAACUAGAACAAGAAGUAAGACUCAAUCUAACAGGAGAAACCAAAACUGAAUUGAGACCACUCAAUCUCAAAACCAAAAGCAAAAGAAUUGUUGACGAAUAAAAUGAAAAUCAGAGUAUGGGCAUUCCGCCGAAGCCGAUGCUCGCUCUAGUGGUUUUUGGUGCUUCCGCUUGUUUCUGCACUCCGUUUGGCACGUCUUGUAACAUGUAUGUGCAGGCUCCUGGCGGUUACACCUUCGCCGACUACUGCAAGAACGGAUGGAUGUUAAGGCCUCCCGUAAUCUGAUCCAUCUUCAAACGAGCCAUCCUUUCUACGAGAGAGGGUUUUCAUCAAGGGGAAAAAGCACCCUCCAGGAUGUACUAUCCUAAGAUGGAUGAAGAUUAGGGCGAGCUCUAAGGAUGCUGCAGAUAUCCUCGCUGAUUGCAUCCGUUGGUUGCUGUUGGGUCUGGGCAGAAAUGCUCCGCCAGCCAGACACCACAUUUCAUCAGCAGCCACAAAAUCAAAGGACGUGAACUUCAUAAGACAAUAGAAAGAUUGGGAUAUCAUUCGGAGACAAUUAUUAGAACUAGGAGAAGUUUUACCUGUCAUCGACGCGACAAAUAAAGAUGCUAGUCACAUGAUGAUGAUUCCAACCUGAAGAAACAUGGUGCGAGCGGUAAGGCGUUUCAGUAUAUCUUUAGGUAGGAGCGCCUGGUGAUUAUCUAUAUCAUACAACAAUUCAUGAUGUUGUAAUUCCAAUUCGGUGCACGUUUUUUAGAGAAUAAAAACACCAAAAAGCGAAAAGGGCCAGUUAGUCGGGUAGUAACUACUGAUUCGCUUUACCCUCCAGCAUCGAAAGGCUGAUAUACUAAGAGUAAGAGACAUGUUGAUCAACACGGGCACAAAGGAACAUUCGUAUUUUCACCUGCCCUUACAGUAUCGACAACAUGAAAGCUUACUUAAUGAUGAAUACUUCGUGCUUGAUCUCUCGUCAGACUAACUUGGUCUCAUUCCUGUCCCUGAUGCUUCAUACUCCUCGAAGUAAUUGGUUUGUCCUUGCGUGUAUAGUUUGGAAUUUUACCUUUUUUCAGUAGUAUGUAGCAUAAGCAUGGCCACACCCUCCGUCAAUAUGAAGAUUUACAUCACUUCAAUAUAGUGCAGUUGCGUCACAAGCAAUCCAUCGUCAUGCUAGUAAUCACGAUGCACACGAACGGGAACGCGCAGAUAAAGAUAACGAAAGCGGAGUUGCCCAUGCCGGUUCAAAAUUUAGUGAUUAAAAGCAGUGCUCUCGUCUACCUCAUACACCAUCGAAAGAUUCAACCAUGCAACACCAUUCUACAGCAUGUGUAUUCAUAGGUUAGUCUCAUGUUGACCUGGAAUGCAGCAUGGCUUCAUGUUCAUUCCCCUAGGUAGAGCGCGAAGACCUUAGUUCUUGUAUUUUCAAAAUCUACUGUCGUGAUAGAUUGCUUAUUGUCGCUUUAUCGGGUUUAUGCAUUGUAGUCUCACUUUUCUAGGCUUCAACCUCAACUCUCCUCAAAGUUGGCCACCUUGCUUCCUCAUAGAUUUAGGUUGGGUUUUAGGUAUCACCACCCCAUUCGCAUUCCUAGAAUUUUUCCUGCAGUUCUCUUUCUCAUCGUUUCUCCGACGCCCAUCCGUAUCCUUGAUUCACUAAUUGAUUAUAUAUAAUAUAAUUUUUCUCGCAUGCAGUCGCAUCUCCGAUUUUGCAACCCAUCACCUUGCUCGAGAACUACUUCAACACGAGCAUGACACACAUGAUGAAAAUAAUAGUGACGACGUGACUCAAUAAGCCAUGCGACUGUGAUGUCCCCAGGGAACUCGCCUGGAACUACGUCCGGAGUGGGCGGUUCUAGUUACACCAGAUACGAUCGGAUUCGCAAACAAACUGAUAAUUGGGUUGUCAUAUCACGUUUCGUAUGCAAGGUAUUGCCCCUUUUCUGCAUUGAUUCUUUCAGAACCAUAGGAGAGCGAAAUUUCUGUAAUUACUCGAAAAGAUAUACGCUGUAGUACAACUGGUAAUCAACAUACAGGGAGACCCAAACUGAAUGAAUGAAUGAAUCAACAACACAUAAUAUUCAUCAACAUUAGCAUUGACCUGCUUGCUUUUGCUUUUUCAAGCAAUAAGAAGAUACUAUUGGUAUUGAUCUAUGAUGGUGAUCGAUCAUUUGACGCAAAAAGAUCUUAUCUUCCUACAGGUUACUUAGGUCAAAAAAUCAAUCGAUCUUUUGGUUUUGGGAAAAGAAAACUACGAGACAGAUCCACCGAAAUCCCACUUCGGCUAAAAGCUCCUCUACUCCCAAAAAGCAAAUAUGAGAGCAGCAGUAUUAGGCCUCGUGGUAAGUAGUAUAAGUAAGACUAUCGAAAGAAAGACAAAGAGAGAACACUAAAACUAAGAACGCACCAUACAUGGGCGAAAGUAUUGUCGAGUCAAGAGUCACAUUGCGAUUGGGUUAAUCACCUUGCCUUCUAGAAGAAACAGGCGGAUGUGUAUGCAAUUCACAUGAGCAUGGG
Amoebophrya sp. A25 is the source of this 10028-nucleotide messenger RNA. The record is from the annotation of a GenBank genome assembly. NCBI's taxonomy places the organism in Eukaryota, Dinophyceae, Syndiniales, Amoebophryaceae.